Messenger RNA from Opisthocomus hoazin, 2523 nucleotides. Lineage: Eukaryota; Metazoa; Chordata; Aves; Opisthocomiformes; Opisthocomidae. The record is from RefSeq and is a predicted model, not a curated record.
AGGGAUUUUCUUCCACGAGGUUCUGGAAUUGUAACAAGACGACCAUUGGUUUUGCAACUCAUCACUGCCAAAACAGAAUAUGCUGAAUUUCUACACUGCAAAGGGAGGAAGUUUACUGAUUUUGAUGAAGUUCGUCAGGAAAUUGAAGUAGAAACAGAUAGAGUAACAGGAGUGAACAAAGGCAUUUCUUCAGUUCCUAUUAAUUUAAGAAUAUAUUCUCCACAUGUAUUAAGCCUGACUCUUAUUGAUUUGCCGGGAAUCACUAAAGUGCCAGUAGGGGAUCAACCUCCAGAUAUUGAGCAACAGAUCAGAGACAUGAUAAUGCAGUUCAUCUCUCGAGAAAACUGUCUGAUACUGGCUGUGACUCCAGCUAACACUGAUCUGGCCAACUCAGAUGCACUGAAGUUAGCUAAGGAAGUGGACCCUCAAGGCCUUAGGACCAUCGGUGUGAUCACAAAAUUGGAUCUCAUGGAUGAAGGAACAGAUGCAAGAGAAAUUCUGGAAAAUAAACUACUCCCUCUUCGUAGGGGUUAUAUUGGUGUUGUAAACAGGAGCCAAAAAGACAUUGAUGGGAAGAAGGACAUAAAGGCAGCUCUUCUAGCAGAAAGGAAAUUCUUCCUUUCCCACCCAGCAUAUAGGCACAUGGCAGAUCGGAUGGGAACACCGUACCUCCAGAAAGUUCUGAACCAGCAACUUACCAAUCAUAUUCGGGAUACCCUGCCAGCCUUCAGAAGCAAACUCCAGAGCCAGCUGCUUUCUAUAGAACAUGAAGUAGAGGUAUACAAGAACUUCAGACCAGAAGAUCCAACCAGAAAAACUAAAGCCCUGUUGCAGAUGGUACAACAGUUUUCAGUGGACUUUGAAAAAAGAAUUGAAGGAUCAGGAGAUCAGGUUGAUACACUAGAACUUUCAGGAGGUGCCAAAAUCAAUCGUAUUUUCCAUGAACGUUUUCCUUUUGAACUGGUGAAGAUGGAAUUCAAUGAGAAGGAACUGCGGAGAGAAAUAAGUUAUGCAAUCAAGAACAUACAUGGUAUCAGAACAGGUUUGUUUACUCCAGAUAUGGCAUUUGAAGCCAUUGUUAAAAAACAGAUAGUCAAGCUGAAAGGACCUUGCUUAAAAAGCGUGGAUCUGGUGAUGCAAGAGUUAAUCAACACUGUCAAGAAGUGCACUAAAAAGUUGGCAACAUAUCCGAGGUUGUGUGAGGAAACAGAAAGAAUUGUUGCUGGCUACAUUCGUGAAAGAGAAGAGAAGACGAAGGAUCAGGUGCUGCUGCUGAUUGACAUCCAGGUUUCUUACAUCAACACCAACCACGAAGACUUCAUUGGCUUUGCAAAUGCCCAACAAAGAAGCAGUCAGGUUAACAAAAGUGCAGUGGGAAAUCAGGGAACCAAUCUACCGCCUUCAAGGCAAAUUGUGAUCCGGAAAGGCUGGCUGACCAUCAACAAUAUUGGCAUCAUGAAAGGAGGAUCCAAGGAAUACUGGUUCGUUCUAACUGCAGAAAGCUUGUCCUGGUAUAAAGAUGAUGAGACUUCUGAGAAGAAGUAUAUGCUUCCUUUGGACAACUUGAAAGUGCGAGAUGUUGAAAAGAGCUUCAUGUCCAGCAAACACAUCUUUGCGUUGUUUAACACAGAGCAGAGGAACGUUUACAAGGAUUACCGUUUCCUUGAGCUAGCCUGUGACUCCCAAGAGGAGGUGGAUAGCUGGAAGGCAUCUCUGCUGCGAGCCGGUGUCUAUCCUGAUAAAUCCUCAGGGAACAACAGAACUGAAAAUGAUGAGAAUGGCCAAGCAGACAAUUUUUCAAUGGACCCUCAGCUGGAGAGACAGGUGGAGACAAUUCGAAAUCUGGUGGACUCCUACAUGUCUAUUAUCAACAAAUGUAUCCGAGAUCUGAUACCCAAAACAAUCAUGCACCUUAUGAUCAAUAAUGUAAAAGAAUUUAUCAACGCAGAGCUCCUGGCUCACUUGUAUUCUUCUGAGGACCAAAACACUCUAAUGGAGGAGUCGGCUGAGCAGGCACAGAGGCGAGAUGAAAUGCUCCGCAUGUACCAAGCACUGAAGGAAGCCCUAGCAAUCAUUGGCGAUAUCAGCACUAGCACUGUCUCAACCCCAGCACCGCCUCCUGUAGACGACUCUUGGCUCCAGCAGGCCCGCAGAUCACCUCCUCCAAGUCCCUCAACUCAGAGGAGGCCUACGUUAAACAAUCCCCCAACCAGACCUUUAUCUGGUCGAGGACCCGCUCCGGCAAUCCCAUCCCCAGGCCCUCAGUCAGGGGCUCCCCCGGUCCCGUUCCGCCCAGGACCACUGCCUCCAUUUCCAAGUGGUGGUGAAGCUCUUGGAGGACCUCCCCAGGUUCCCUCUCGGCCAACCCGGGCUCCUCCCAGCGUCCCAAGCUCUGCAAUGCUACUGUGGAUUGAUGAAGGCUUUCCCAACGAAGUACUGGAGAUUGUUACUCACUUUGCCAGUAAAACAUACAUGACCCUGCAUGAUGUGGAACCCUGGGACCUGGUUAAACAGGGGGCUUGA